AUGGCAGCCAAGUUCUUAGGUGAGCCGUCGAAGGUGGUCACCGGAAGUCACGAUCGCACUCUCAAGAUCUGGGAUCUUCGUAGCCGGGCAUGUAUAGAGACUAAGUUCACGGGCUCGAGUUGCAACGAUCUCGUUACUUCGGACGGUUCGGGCUCGACGAUAAUUAGCGGUCAUUUCGACAAGACAAUACGAUUUUGGGACACGAGAACGGAGUCCGGGUCAAACGACAUUGUGCUUCAAGGGAAAAUCACCUCUCUCGACCUGUCCAGAGAUGCCAAUUAUCUUUUGAGUUGCGUCAGGGACGACACGUUACAACUUCUCGAUCUGCGCAUGAAAAUGAUCGUGGUAUCAUUUAGUGCUGACGGUUUCAAAGUUGGAUGUGACUGGACGAGAGCAACUUUCAGCCCAGACGGACAGUACGCAGCUGUUGGUUCCUCCGAUGGCUCCAUUUUUGUCUGGUCAAUACCGACGAACAAAAUCGAGGCAGUACUCAAAGAUCACACAGAUAUCGUCACUGCUGUUUCUUGGUAUCCACAUGGCACUUACCUAGCCUCGGUGGACAAAGCCAAGUGGGCUAGUGUUUGGGGUGACCAUGUCUGACAAGAGGAGCUUCCUGAAACAGUUACCAUAGUGGAGUAACUUUUCAGGACUCAUGAGGAAGG
Molecule: messenger RNA, 662 nt
Organism: Copidosoma floridanum
Lineage: Eukaryota; Metazoa; Arthropoda; Insecta; Hymenoptera; Encyrtidae
Gene: Atg16
Product: Autophagy-related 16
Biological process (GO): autophagosome assembly
Cellular component (GO): phagophore assembly site membrane; Atg12-Atg5-Atg16 complex; autophagosome membrane
Molecular function (GO): protein-membrane adaptor activity; protein binding
Source: RefSeq, a predicted model, not a curated record